Eurytemora carolleeae is the source of this 1660-nucleotide messenger RNA. Its product is annotated as subversion of eukaryotic traffic protein A. The record is from RefSeq and is a predicted model, not a curated record. The transcript is spliced from 8 exons. Bases 1055 to 1660 code for a protein of 201 amino acids. NCBI's taxonomy places the organism in Eukaryota, Metazoa, Arthropoda, Copepoda, Calanoida, Temoridae.
GUCUGCAUGCAUUGUAAUGUUUGUUUUUCAGAUUUGAUCAUUCAUUUUUAAAGGGAUCGUGAUGUCAGCCCAAGAUACAUUUUGUUUUUCUAAGGUUUUUUAAAAAACGUGCAAAUUAGAUUUAGUAUUUCAGCAAGAAAGCCUAAACAGUAUUAAGACCUCAGAAUAUAUAUACUAUAGAAUAACAGGUGGCACCUGUAUUGGUAUGACAAUGUGAACAUGUAUUGGUAUGUUAUUGUGUACAUGUAGUACACUGUUCUUGGGGGGAUUUGUUUUGAUCAGUUACAUGAUUUCUUAGUAUAAACAAGCAUGAGGAUUGUUCAGUAUUAAAUUGUUACACGGAUCAAACAUAUAAGAUAAGAUUUCAUUCUUUUCCUAAAGAUGAAAAGUUUAAAAAAAACGUGGAGUAACUUCACAGGAAAGCCAGGUUUCUGGACUCCGGGAAAAUUUAGUGUUGUCUGUGCAAAACAUGUUGAAAACAAAUACGUUUCUGGACGAAAGUUAAGUUAUAACGCUGUUCCCAGUCUCCAUCUUCCCCAACAUCCACAUCAACAGGAACAGUAUAUAUAUUCUGAGAUUAAGACAAACAAGAAUACAGUUCUGAGUCAUUCACGAAUUACGACACGUUAUAUAAGGAUUAACAGUGGAAACCUUUAAACAUUAUUCUAAUAAACAAUGUGAAAGAUAUCGUUGUUCUUAUCUUUAAGCUUGUUGAAUUCUGACAAUCCCUUUUUUGUCUCUGUAACGUAAAUUUGGAAGUUAAAGAUAAAGCAAAACUGAAAAUAAUCAAAUAAGAAAUAUCUCAUUUAUCCUUGACAAGACGUUUGAAAGGUAUCGCCAUGAAUUUGACAUGCCCCUUUAUAAGUGGAGGGUCAUUUAUACACUUAUACAGUCCCUUUAAAAGAAGGUCCUUUGGAAGUAACGUUAACAAUCCCUUUAAAAACAGUAUCGCAUACAAUCCCUUUAAAAACAGUAUCGCAUACAAUCCCGUUAAAAACAGUAUCGCAAACAAUCCCUUUAAAAACAGUAUCGCAUACAAUCUCUUUAUGAGAAAAUGAUAUCUAAGUUAAAACCAAAUAUUCCUAUUCUGGUGUUCAUCUGCUCAUCACUACUUCUGAUUUUGCUCGACAAGCAUUCCCGAACUCAAAUAUCCUACGGUCGAUUAAAAAUAGGAAAAAUGGAAUCGAAGGAGGAGUUUAUCAAAGAUGCACGGAUAGAAGUUAGAAACCUCUCUAGUAUGCAAUCUUAUCCUGAAACAGUUCUAAAUGGAUCUUAUUUACUGAAUGUACCUGAGGACUUGGAGUUGAAAGAAGAGAUAACCUACAAGGUUCCAAAAACGUUGCAUUUUCUUUGGUUUGGAAAUCUAAUGGAUGAAAAGAAUCAGACAAAUAUUCUUUCCUUUAGAAGAAAUAAUCCUGAAUACGAGAUAUUCUUGUACACGGAGAUUAUUACAGAUGAAUUAAAGAAUAACUUAACAGGAAUCAACAUUGUAGAUAUUAAUAGUGAAAUACAAAAUUACCGAAUAAGAGAUCUUUUUGAUGCUGAGGUAGAUUUCAGAAGGAAGUCGGAUAUUCUUCGCUAUGAGAUAAUUUACCAGAAUGGAGGGGUCUACUUUGAUACGGACACAAUAAGGUUAGAAAAAUAUUUUAGUGUUGCAUGA